Messenger RNA from Galeopterus variegatus (Sunda flying lemur), 1535 nucleotides. RefSeq names its product nuclear factor I/C (CCAAT-binding transcription factor) (gene NFIC). The record is from RefSeq and is a predicted model, not a curated record. Gene Ontology annotation, biological process: regulation of transcription by RNA polymerase II. NCBI's taxonomy places the organism in Eukaryota, Metazoa, Chordata, Mammalia, Dermoptera, Cynocephalidae. Gene Ontology annotation, molecular function: RNA polymerase II cis-regulatory region sequence-specific DNA binding; DNA-binding transcription factor activity, RNA polymerase II-specific. Bases 1 to 1452 code for a protein of 483 amino acids. Gene Ontology annotation, cellular component: nucleus. The transcript is spliced from 14 exons.
AUGUGGCAGUCCGACGGGGAAGGCAGAUGCUAUCCGGAGGUCCAAGGCAGGAGGCGGAUGCAAUAUGGAAGUCCGAUGGGGGAAGUGGGCCUAGGUGGGGAAAUCCAUGGCGGCUUCCUGGAGGAGGAGGCGUGGCUGAGCUCAGCUCUGCAGCAAGCAGGCAGGCCGGGCCUCCAGGCCUCUCCAGACACCUUCGUGUCCAGCCACCACGCCUUUGCUGGCCAGUCCGGUCAGCCUCCUGUGGGGCCCGAUUUGCAGUGUGUGCCCCCAGGGGGCAGUUUAUGGGACAGCUUCGGGCAGCAUGAUGGGGGGUUGGCUCGGGCCCAGGCGGCCGGCGGCGGGGCAGAGGGAGAUGGAAAGUGUGGUCCAGACUCGCAGGAAGGACGAGGCGGCGGAGGCCGGCGUCCGGGAGGCCACCCCGUCCACGCGGCUGACUCCUGGGUCCCCCACGUCUUGUCCAGGCUUCCCACGCCAUCCCCAGGGGGCUACGCGGAGCAGAGCGGCAGUCCCCGGGCAGGGAUGGGCUCCGACCAGGAGGACAGCAAGCCCAUCACGCUGGACACAACCGACUUCCAGGAGAGCUUUGUCACCUCUGGCGUGUUCAGCGUCACCGAGCUCAUCCAAGUGUCCCGGACACCCGUGGUGACAGGUACAGGACCCAACUUCUCCUUGGGGGAGCUGCAGGGGCACCUGGCAUACGACCUGAAUCCAGCCAGCACUGGCAUGAGAAGAACGCUACCCAGCACCUCCUCCAGCGGGAGCAAGCGGCACAAAUCGGGCUCGAUGGAGGAAGACGUAGACACGAGCCCCGGCGGCGAUUACUACACCUCGCCCAGCUCUCCCACGAGUAGCAGCCGUAACUGGACGGAGGAUAUGGAAGGAGGCAUCUCGUCCCCGGUGAAGAAGACAGAGAUGGACAAGUCACCGUUCAACAGCCCGUCCCCGCAGGACUCGCCCCGCCUCUCCAGCUUCACCCAGCACCACCGGCCCGUCAUCGCCGUACACAGCGGGAUCGCCCGGAGUCCCCACCCGUCCUCAGCCCUGCACUUCCCCACGACGUCCAUCCUGCCCCAGACGGCCUCCACCUACUUCCCUCACACGGCCAUCCGCUACCCCCCUCAUCUCAACCCCCAGGACCCGCUCAAAGAUCUCGUCUCGCUGGCCUGUGACCCGGCCAGCCAGCAGCCUGGACCGUUAAAUGGAAGUGGUCAGCUCAGAAUGUUCAAUCACUGCCUUUCCACUCAGAUGCUGGCGCCUCCGCCCCCGGGGCUGCCUCGGCUGGCGAUCCCCCCUGCCACCAAACCCACCACCACCUCCGAGGGAGGAGCCACGUCGCCAACCUCGCCCACCUACUCUACGCCCGACACGUCCCCUGCAAACCGUUCCUUUGUGGGAUUAGGACCAAGGGAUCCUGCGGGCAUUUAUCAGGCACAGUCCUGGUACCUGGGAUAACAAAGGUCUUCCCACGCUCCUUCUCCAUCAUCCCGGGAAUCCCAGGGGGCAGCCCAGCCGGCCCCCGGCCCAUGUUUUCGGUG